AUGACAAGGGUGUCAAUUAGACCUUGUCAUGCCUAUGAGUAUAUGGUCGAACAGAGCGAGGAAUAUAGGAGAGUGGGAUUUACCGUGAAGGACCUCUACAAUAAGAUCGACCAACAACGAAGGACCACCCCAUUUGAGAGUGAUUCUGAAUGCGCACUUUUGUACAUGAAUGCACUAGCAGUAAAAGAUCUUCACUUCUUCUGUCGAUUCACGACAGAUUCAGAAGAUAGGAUGGUGGACAUGUUUUGGCGAAAUGGGCAUUCAUUUGUUGACUAUCAGUGUUAUGGGGAUGUGUUGACAUUCAACAGCACUUACAAAACCAAUGUCUACAACAGGCCAUUGUUUUUGUUUGUUGGGACGAAUAAUCAUCGGGGUAGUAUUGUGUUCGGUGCUGCUCUUCUUUCAGAUGAGACCGUGGAGACUUACACUUGGUUACUUAGUAAAUUCCUGGAUUCGAUGAACGGGAAAAUGCCAAAGGCUAUAAUCAUAGACGGAGACGAGGUCAUGCGUAAUGUCAUUCGAACCGUGAUGCCGGAAGCAAGGCACCGUCUCUGUAUUUGGCACAUAGGUCAAAAUGCUAAUAGCCACUUAAAGUCAGUGGAAAAGUUAAAGGCUUUCAACAGGUGCAUUAGGAAGUAUCAAACGGUUGAGCAAUUUGAUAGGUUAUGGCAAGAUAUGCUAGACGAAUUUGAUCUCCACAACAAUGAUUGGAUCAACAAUGUGUAUGAAAAGAGAGACAAGUUUAGUCAAGCAUUCUUCCGUGAUAUAUUUAUGGCCGGCAUGAGAAGCACACAAAUUAAGGAGUGA
Molecule: messenger RNA, 807 nt
Organism: Fragaria vesca subsp. vesca
Lineage: Eukaryota; Viridiplantae; Streptophyta; Magnoliopsida; Rosales; Rosaceae
Product: protein FAR1-RELATED SEQUENCE 5-like
Exons: 1
Coding region: 1-807 (268 amino acids)
Source: RefSeq, a predicted model, not a curated record